AUGCCCCUAGAAAGGCACAGUACGCACGCGGGCCCCGAGUCAGCAAAUGAGAUCUGGAACUUCCUCAAGACAGUUUUACAGCCGCCACGAGGGUAUUCUAACGUGUACCCCGAUGCGUCGAUGCAUUUUAUGCCAAGUCUAGUUCACCCUGACCCGAAAAUCCACCAGCAGCCGGUGCAGGGCCCAUCUCAUUACUGCGCUCAUACGGGUUACGCGCCGGCAGAUCAGAUGAGCGGUGCUAGACAUACGCAUUCUUCACAACGUAUGGAACGCUUUUCUGAGGAUCACGCAUUGCACCCAAACCAACCUAAGCCACACAGAGCUACGCAGGCUUGUGACCAAUGUCGAGCUAGCAAGACAAAGUGUGAUGAGGAACGUCCGAGUUGUGGUCGCUGCGACGUCAACAAUCUUGGCUGUGUCUACAAACAGGUCCCGCCGCACAAACAGGGGAAUAAUGAGCGCCUAGUAUUGGAUCUGCUCAGUCAGAUGGAGAGACGCAUGGAUGAGCGUUUCGAAAAAAGGCAGAAGCAAAUACAAGAGCAACUUAGCAACAUGGGUGAUGUGGGUCCAAAACCAGCUCCCACUGUCCAAGAACGUCUAAACGGCCUAACACCGAUUAUCAAACAGAACCUGCCGCUCCAAACUGAGAUGCCUCAGAUUCAGGAUGUACUUGGCUCAAAACCCACCCGGAAUAUUGAAGCCAUAGACCUAACCCUUGACCACCAGGAGACUGAGGGAGAGCUCUCCAUCCCAGUGGACCACACUACUGCAGCUCACAAGCUACUGAUGUGGCCGUCAAUUAAGAGAUUGUUACACCCUGUGGUAUAUGACGAGGAGUAUGUGAUGCGGUUAGAAGAAGAGCGUGGUCUAAUUAGCAUAUAUGGCCAAGGUGAGACCUCAUACACUGCCGACGACAGUCAAUUCCUAGACAAUCGCUCUAUUAGCUCCAACAUGACCAAGCCCCAGGGUAAUGGCGCAGGAUCGUAUCAUGAUGUUAAGAUCGAUGAAUUUGGCAACUUGAAGCUGGAUACUGGGACUGCUAGGCGCUACUAUAAUAGCUACCUCGAACACAUGUUCAAGCUUCACCCAUUUGUUAUGGAGGGUGAACUCAAUGUCAAGGUUGGUAGCUUCAUCGGGUGCUAUGCGAGACCGGGUUCCAAUGACACGCGACUAUCUUGCCAUGGUCCACCAUCAGUUGAAAGGAAGCCAUCAAACGAAAACCUGGGCGUGUAUGGCGAGUUUACGGAUAACCCACCGCGGCCACGAGUCGGUAAAAACAUUGACAAUGCCUUGGUCAUGCUGUGCCUGGCCCUCGGGGCUAUUUGCGAAACUCGUGCUCCACUGCCUGGGCCUAUCAGCCAACCCAUUCCUAGUCCGCGACCACCAUUUACCCGCCCACCAACUAUAAAUGAGACAUUUACCCAUGGUAUCCUCUCCCCCUCAAACUCCGACUCUACGGCAAUGCAGGUUUCGAAUUCGCAUUCUGUCUAUGCUGUUCCAAUGCAUCUUACCCUAUCUUUCCCAUUGGUCUUAGGCCCACAUUUGAAAGGAGUGUCAAGGAGAGAUAUGACAACGACGCGGGAUGAACAAGGAAACACGAAAAACCAUCAAGUCAUUCCUAGCCUGGCUCUCUAUGGAUACGCAACCGCAAUACUAGGCUACCUACAGGGUGGAAACGACCUAGAACAUAUUCAUACCGCGUUGCUUGCUGGACUUUAUGCAGGUCAAUUGGCCCAUCCUUUCCAGAGCCAUAGUUGGAUUUCUCAGGCCUGUAGAGCCUGCCAGGUGCUUGUGAGAACCAAGCGACAUAAGCGGCUCGAGGAGGGGCCUACACGGGACUUACACAACUUUGCAUACUGGACAUGUUUGCAAUUGGAGAGUGAUCUUCUCGCAGAGUUGGAUAUCCCAGCGAGCGGCAUCUCCCUCUCCGAGGAUCGGAUCCCUAUUCCGAAAGGAAAAUGGUCAAUCGUCCAACCAAAUGAUCCUCAAAACACUAUGAUGAUGAUGCUGUUCUAUUCUGCUCAAAUUCACCUGCGCAAAUUGCUCAAUCGAGUCCAUACAUAUCUAUACAAGUCCAAAGCCCAAGGCAAGACAAACUGGUCAUCUACCGUCCAAGGGGCGUUGAGUCUAAAUCUCGACCUCUGGCGUAAAAGCUUACCGCCAAGCAUGCAGUGGGAAGAGGCCGACCCUCCAGCAAACGAAAUCAACGCUGCUCGAAUGCGUGCCAAAUAUUACGGCGCUCGAUAUAUCAUCCACCGACCCUUUCUCUACCACGCACUGCACUACGGCCAUACAGGUAUACGCAUCGGUCCAGUCGGCCAACUUUUAGUCGACUCACCUCCCUCGCCGCGUAUAUCUACUGACUGGCAGUCUCCUGAAGUCCGUUUAAACAAUCUGCCGAAGAAGCUGAGAGCUGCCUGCGAUAUCUGCGUCAAAUCGGCUAUCAAAUGCACGGAGGUCUUUGACGGUGUAGACGGAGACCGGUUGAUAGUCACCAACAUCUUCGGCACUGCCCAUGCUCAGUUUGGUAACAUGCUCGUCCUAUCUGCAACUUAUAUGUCAGGUCUAAAGGAGCUCGUGGAGAAAGACCAACUCGACCGUCUCCUCACACGCACAAUAGGCUUCCUAGCCCAAAAUGAAAACGUAUCCCCCACUCUCCGCGCCGAUGCUCGCAUUCUCACUGAGGUCCACCGGAUUAUCUUCGGCCAUCUUCCUGGUAUGGGGUAA
Messenger RNA from Penicillium verrucosum, 2727 nucleotides. RefSeq lists its product as uncharacterized. NCBI's taxonomy places the organism in Eukaryota, Fungi, Ascomycota, Eurotiomycetes, Eurotiales, Aspergillaceae. The transcript is spliced from 3 exons. The record is from RefSeq and is a predicted model, not a curated record. The coding region runs from base 1 to 2727 and encodes 908 amino acids. Gene Ontology annotation, biological process: regulation of DNA-templated transcription. Gene Ontology annotation, molecular function: DNA-binding transcription factor activity, RNA polymerase II-specific; zinc ion binding.